AUGGACCCCAACUAUUUUCGCUCGCUAGAGCAAGCUGCUGUGCAAUUUAUUCGAGCUUGUGAAACUAUGUGUAACGCCGGUGUGACUGAUUCUGAUGGUAAUCAAGUCGAUGUGCUUCCAAACAUUGAUGGUCCUUCUUCAUCACCUGCUCCUGACUGCCCAUCAUUCGGCUUGCCACCACUUCUCGUCAAACAAGAAGCACCUCCAGAACCUACCGAACAGCCGCAUCCUGCCGACCAACUCAAUCCGGAGGACGAUGCUGAAUCUCAGAUUACUAUUGUUGAUCCUUUGGCUCUUCUGUCGAGUUGCAGUUCUAAUGGAAAUGGAGAAUGGGUUGCUGCACCGGGCAAUAAUCGAAUGUCAUAUUCUCGUGAAUUCAAACUAAUGGUUAUCGACUAUUACCACAGAAAUGGCCAGAACAAGUAUCGAACUUGCAAGGAAUUCCACAUCACUAAAUCUAUGCUAAAAGGAUGGCUAUCAAGGAUCGAUAAGAUUCGUGAAUCGCGACCUGGCUCGUUGAAAUCUGGCAGAACUGGACGACGUCCCGACAUCGAGAAGCGGCUGUUCGCGAUGUACUGCAAACGACUAGAGACUGGUCUUAAAGUGAGCAAUCGCUGGUUGAGAGAAAGAGCUCGCGAAUUGGCUGGAGAUGUCAACGCCGUUUGUCAGUUUUCGGAUCGAUGGCUGAGAAAUUUCAAAAAGCGUUUCCACAUAGAUCUUCAACGCGGCAAUAUGGACAGUUCUCAUUCCAAUUCGGAUGAUCCAAUGGACGCUGACAAAUCAUUCCCGGAUACAGACUCCAUCACUGAUCCUACUGAGCUCGAUGUUGGUCUCCGCAACGAGGUGGUUGCUGAAAUUGUCAACCAAACGGAACAACUCCCGAUCCAAGCGUUUUAUGAGAAGUUUCCAUUGCUCUCCAAGAAAGACACUCCUGUUGGGACAGGGAAACGUGGACGAAAAGCGCAGUUCCCGGAUGUCGAACGAGUGCUUUACCAGCGUUUCAUUUCCAGAAUGAAUGACGGUGAGCGCAUCUCAAAUCGAUGGCUGCAAGAUCAAGCUCGUGAAUUGGCUGCUGAGAUGUACGCUGGCGCCGAAGACACUGUGAAGUCAUCACGAUGCCUGUUUUCCGAACGAUGGCUUGCCAACUUCAAGAAACGCUACAACAUCAGUCUUAAGAAUAAAACCGUGACCACGUUCAAGCAAGAGGAACAGAUGGAGGACAACAUCGUCGAGUUGGAUCAUUCGUCUCCCCCAUGCGAAGAGAUCGACGUCAAUACAGUUCUUACGGCAUGGCUUAUGAACCAAACCGACAUACCGCCGCUUUCUUCACCGGGUAAUUCAAAAUCUUAA
Molecule: messenger RNA, 1350 nt
Organism: Ostertagia ostertagi
Lineage: Eukaryota; Metazoa; Nematoda; Chromadorea; Rhabditida; Trichostrongylidae
Source: the annotation of a GenBank genome assembly